Molecule: messenger RNA, 1487 nt
Organism: Exophiala viscosa
Lineage: Eukaryota; Fungi; Ascomycota; Eurotiomycetes; Chaetothyriales; Herpotrichiellaceae
Exons: 1
Coding region: 283-1152 (289 amino acids)
Source: RefSeq, a predicted model, not a curated record
CAUGUGAAGGACUUUCAAUGCCUCAUCUCGCAAAAGAAAUGUCUCGUCGCCGCACCCCCCAGCCUCCUCGUGACUUGCUGGCCGCCUUUAUGUGAUCAAACACCUGUAUCUCAUCUGAAGUUGAAUCUGAACUUUCUUAUAACCAAAUCUCACACUCUCAACACCCCAACAACCUUCUCUGCACCUCUAAACAACAAUAUCUUCGUGCAAAACACUUCUAUAUAACCUUCUUCCAACAGAUCGAAGCCUUUCCUGCAUCUGGUACUCAUCGUCAAGGCCAGGAUGUCUUCAAACGGCGCUUUCAACCUUCCAAUAAGAUUCAUGCUUCCGACAAGUGUCACUCUUGACCCCGUCUUCUCACUGUUGUAUGAGGACAACGGACCGGCAGUCACACAUCUCAUCGUGAACAAAGCACCACUCCCUCUCAAGCAUGUCAUCAACAAUGGACCUUUCAUGGAGUACAUCCUGAGCAAGGAGGCGGGACCCAAAAUCGAGUACAAGAACCUGCGUCCAGCACUCACGGCUAUGCGUGGUUUCCUGAUCAUGUCUCCCACCGGCAAGCAGCUGUUGGACUUUUAUCGUCAGCUCCUUCAACUCCAAGCUCGAUGGGCGAUCGCACUCGCAGAACAAAUCAUCUUUGAGAUCUGGAAGACAAUCACUCAAGCCUUGUACAUCGACCGCUGUGACUCCCAACUCGAAACUCACAUUGGUCAGUAUGUCCCGGAUGCCAAAUACAAGAUCGACACCUGCACCGUCGGCAAUCGCAACCAAUUCGACAUGAUGAUCGUGGGAGAAUUGGGUCGUCUGCGCAACAAGACCAGAGAGGCGGGCGAGGCACUUCACAUGUUCAAAUCCUCCCCUACCUUCUGGACCCAGCACGGCAAACUGGUUGCGUCGAUCGAACACUGCGAGAAGAAGUUGGCUGAGGUCCGUCGUCGCAAUGUCCUUCGCAAGCGUGAGCAACAGGCCAGAGUCAAUGCCGCUUAUGCGCGCAAUGGAGCCAAUCUUCACCGUCAGAUGGGUAGGGCCGGCAUGACGCCACAACCUCCCCAUGUUCAAGAGGAAGUUGUCGACUGGGUCAAGGACGUCAAGGAUGACUACUUCAACCACAACGAGUCGGACAAUUACUUUUCUUUCAGCGACGAUUCUUGAAUUUGAGCAGCGGAUUGAAGUGCGGUCACUUGGCAAUGAUAUCGAGGUGACACAAGGCAUCACCGGACAGAAUACAAGGAGUUGACUAAGCGAUGUGUCGAUUGGAGAUGCGACAGGGCUACAUGAUGCGAAUGGUAGACGUCAAGGUGAUAUGUCUACUGUUGAGAAAGACUUGAGUCAAAGGGAUGAUGUCUCCUAGCAAUGGGCUCGAGCUAACUGAGUUGAGCUGGUCAGCUUCCAGUAUACAAUGGAGUUAGCGAGAGCAGAUCGAAUGAUAGCAUGAACAGCUUGAAUAUCACAUUGUUGAUUGAAAUUUCUCUAGCCCUGUAGGUUCG